AUGAAUGCUUCCUGGCAACAAAAGAAUCUAACAGAAUACUGCAAAUCCAAGGGUAUAAUUGUAACUGCAUAUUCUCCUUUGGGAGCAAGAGGAACCUUUUGGGAUAGUAACGAUGUUAUGGGUAGUGAAUUGCUCAAGGACGUUGCACAAGCUCAUGGGAAAACUGUUGCUCAGGUGAGCCUUAGGUGGUUGUACGAACAGGAUGUAACUUUUGCGGUGAAGAGCUAUAAUAAAGAGAGAAUGAAAGAAAACUUAGAAAUAUUUGAUUUUUCACUUACCAAUGAUGACUAUCAAAAGAUUAAUCAAAUCAAACAGACGCGGAAAGGAAGUAAUGGUCCAACUACACUUGUUAUAGUUGACCUAUUUGAUGGAGAAAAUUAGAUAUGUAUUCACAACAAAUCAUUCGUACUUUAGUUUAAGUUUCAGCAUUUUUAUUGCUACAAUAAAUCCACCUUCUCAUCCAGUUUCAAAGACUUGUACUAGUUUUGGGAUGCAUGGUGCUUUAUUAGUUUUUGUUGUACUAGUAAAAUUAAAUAACUGAAAUUGAAAUAAUUAUUUUGAUGAUUUUA
Molecule: messenger RNA, 569 nt
Organism: Arachis ipaensis
Lineage: Eukaryota; Viridiplantae; Streptophyta; Magnoliopsida; Fabales; Fabaceae
Source: RefSeq, a predicted model, not a curated record